GUGGUCACGGGGGAAGGGGGCAGGGCACGCGGCUCCACCCUGGGACCGGGAGGGACACGGACCGUGGCUCCUGCCGCUGCUGCUCACUCCCCUCCCGGCUGCUGCUCACUCCCCUCCCGGCGGCUCCCGGCGGCUCCCAGCGAGGCUCCUUCAGGCUCCCAUCGCCGUUCCAGAGGCUCCAGCUCACUCGGCACCAUGUUCAGCUGGAUGGGCAACGACUCGCGGCGCAGGAAGGAGCCAGAAGUCUUCCAGACGGUGACCGAGGGCCUCAAGAAGAUCUACCGCACCCGCCUGCUGCCCCUGGAGGAGCACUACCGAUUCCACGAGUUCCACUCUCCCUCGCUCGAGGAUGCGGACUUCGACAACAAGCCCAUGGUGCUGCUGGUGGGGCAGUACUCGACGGGCAAGACCACCUUCAUCCGCUACCUGCUCGAGCAGGACUUCCCCGGCAUCCGCAUCGGUCCCGAGCCCACCACCGACUCGUUCAUCGCCGUGAUGCACGGUGACACGGAGGGAGUCGUGCCGGGCAACGCGCUCGUGGUGGACCCCAAGAAGCCCUUCAGAAAGCUCAACGCGUUCGGGAACGCCUUCCUCAACAGGUUCCAGUGCUCGCAGAUGCCCAACCCUGUCCUGGAGAGCAUCAGUGUCAUCGACACCCCUGGAAUCCUCUCCGGAGAGAAACAGCGCAUUAGCCGAGGCUAUGAUUUUGCGGCGGUGCUGGAGUGGUUCGCGGAGCGCGUGGACCGCAUCAUCCUGCUGUUCGACGCGCACAAGCUGGACAUCUCCGACGAGUUCUCCGAGGUCAUCCGCUCUCUCAAGGGUCACGACGACAAGAUCCGCGUGGUGCUCAAUAAAGCCGACCAGGUCGAGACGCAGCAGCUGAUGCGCGUGUACGGCGCCCUCAUGUGGUCGCUGGGCAAGAUCAUCAACACGCCCGAGGUGGUGCGCGUCUACAUCGGCUCCUUCUGGUCCCAGCCGCUGCUCAUCGCCGACAACCGCCGCCUCUUCGAGAUGGAGGCUCAGGACCUCUUCAAGGACAUCCAGAGUCUCCCGCGCAAUGCCGCGCUGCGCAAGCUCAACGACCUCAUCAAGCGUGCGCGUCUCGCCAAGGUGCACGCGUACAUCAUGUGCCAUCUGAAGAAGGACAUGCCGACCGUGUUCGGCAAGGAGAACAAGAAGAAGGAGCUGAUCGCCGACCUGGGCAAGAUCUACAAGCGCAUUGAGCAGGAGCAUCAGAUCUCCCCGGGAGACUUUCCCAACAUCACCAAGAUGCAGGACCUGCUCCAGAACCAGGACUUCACCAAGUUCAACCCCAUGAAGCCGAAGCUGCUGGAGCAGGUGGACGAGAUGCUGACCAACGACAUCGCGCGCCUCAUGGCGCUCACGCGGCAGGAGGAGGCGCAGCUUCCGACGCCCAUGGUGCGCGGCGGCGCCUUCGAGGGCACGCGCGAUGGCCCGUUCAACCAGGGCUACGGCGAGGGCGCCGGCGAGGGCGUUGACGAGGCCGACUGGGUGGUGGGGCGCGACAAGCCCAAGUACGAUGAGAUCUUCUACACGCUGUCGCCCGUCAACGGCAAGGUAUCGGGAGCCAGCGCCAAGAAGGAGAUGGUUCGCUCCAAGCUGCCCAACACCGUGCUCGGCAAGAUCUGGAAGCUGGCCGACGUGGACAGGGACGGCAUGCUGGACGACGAGGAGUUCGCCCUCGCCAACCACCUCAUCAAGGUGAAGCUGGAGGGACACGAGCUGCCCGAGGAUCUGCCCAAGCACCUGCUGCCCCCCAGCAAGCGCAAGCCGGUGGAUGCGUAAAGGCCUCGCCCUGGGAAGGAGUGGGAGGGGGGGUAGGGGGGAGUAAGGGAGGGAGAUGGGGGGGGGAGAGGAGAAAAGAGGUGUGGGGGCGACGUGGGUUUGGCGCGAGCUGGCGGGGGUGAUCGGUGGAGAGGUGUGUUUGACGCAGGGGAGUUGUGGGGCUCUGCGGGUUUGGUUCAAGCGGGCUGUCGGCCCUGGCUGCGCUGGUGUCGGUAGCACCGAGCCUGGCCCAAGCGGCCACCGUCGCUGGCAAACUGCUGCCGCUUGUGUAUUGGAGGCGACGGUGGCUGUGCGGCACUCCGUAUCGACUCCUAACGGCCCGCCUUGGCGCGCUAUCUUUAUUGCCACCUGCGGUAUGUCUUAUUACCUGCAAUGUGUCACUCGCAUGCAAUGGACCCCCUCUCUCCAAGGUAGACUUUACACCUGAGCGCUGCACAGCUUUAAAAACACCUCCAGGUCCACGCCAUCUGGGUUAAUGUGUCCCUACCAAUGCACGAGCAGCCGUGGAGUGGAAUGCGGACUCUGCUGUGACCCUUGUCCGUGAGGUCUGCAGUGGGGGAGUGCGGGGAGUGGUUUAUUGUGGGGAUGUUUGAGCGGGAUCGUAAUGGGGGGGGGGGGGGGUGUGCGGAUCGUUGAGGGGAUCGUAACGAGAAGCUGUGACAGGCACGGCCAGCUGAGAGCCCCUCACGCCCCAACCCCCGUGGUCCCGUGGCCCCGUGGCCCCGACCGCAUCCUCGCCUGCUGGCGCCGCUCGCCUCCCUGAGAAACCGCACCGCUCAAAAUACUGGGCACCGUCGACAUCGAAGGGCGCAGCCUCGUCAUGUUACGAGGCGGCGUUUGUUAAAAAUUAUCGUAAGGCAGCCUUAAAAAUUACUCGUGGUCUAACUGUACUCCGGUCCCUUGAAUAUUUUGAUGCCUUCCCCAACCCCUGGUGCCAGCACAGGCUCCCCCCCCCCCCCCCCCCCAGGCUGUGAUUCAAGUUGAACAUGGGGUGGAGGGGGCGGGCUGUGAAGGUGCCCGCCCCCCCCUCCUCCUCCCACCCUCCCGUGGCGCAUGGUGGGCACGCCGGUGCUGCGGCCAUGCGUCUCAACACUAAAAGUUCACGGCGGAGCGAGCUUGUUGGGUCGUAUUGUCGAUGGGGACGCGGUGGGUGGGUGGAGCACACACACCGUGUCUCGGCUGCCGUGUAUGAAGUUACUGUGAAUAAUAAACGCAGUGUUACCACCGCA
Messenger RNA from Lethenteron reissneri (Far Eastern brook lamprey), 3035 nucleotides. Its product is annotated as EH domain-containing protein 3. Gene Ontology annotation, biological process: endosomal transport; endocytosis. Gene Ontology annotation, cellular component: cytoplasm; plasma membrane. Gene Ontology annotation, molecular function: GTP binding; calcium ion binding; protein binding. Lineage: Eukaryota; Metazoa; Chordata; Hyperoartia; Petromyzontiformes; Petromyzontidae. The record is from RefSeq and is a predicted model, not a curated record.